Messenger RNA from Hymenoscyphus albidus, 2051 nucleotides. Lineage: Eukaryota; Fungi; Ascomycota; Leotiomycetes; Helotiales; Helotiaceae. The record is from the annotation of a GenBank genome assembly.
GUCACUUCUCAACAUUCCAUUCUACUCUAGCGGAUUUUGGUAUGAGUGAUCAUGGAGUUCAAUAGUUUAUUUGUGUUUGUAUUUCGGUCUGUGAAGAGACUUUGGUUUGAAGCUCAUUCUUUACCUGACUUCCUUGUUUUCACGAAAUCCAGAGAUAUUCAUACUUGGGUCGAGAGUUUCUGCUUUGUUGCGGGAAUAUGAGUGACGCUUCUGAAGACGGGGAGAAGGUUGGAAAGGGUGAGCAUGUGGUUGCGAGUUUGAGAAGUAAUUCCGUGGCAGACAAAACGGCGUUUCUGGCUAGUUUCACGGCGGAAGAGGAUAGGGCUAUCAUGACAAAGGUUGACUGCAGGUUUCUCUGGCUUAUCGAGCUGAUGUAUCUCAUUAAAAAUGUAAGUUACUUGCAAACUGGCCAGAGCUAGAGGAAAACUGACUUCAAUAUAGAUUGAUUAUACAAAUGCAGCUUCUGUCAAGGUCCUGCAAGUAGGGCAACCGACGAAUAUUCUGAAGCAAUUAAAUAUGAAGUCUAACCAAUACAACUGGGUCCAAUCAAUUUACUUCGUCUGUUUCCCCAAGCAUCACUUUUUCAACUCACUAACAAACAGCCAGAUCGCAUACAUCAUCUUCGAAAUUCCCUCUAAUUUGCUCCUCAAAAAAGCCACACCACGCAAUUGGCAAUUCCGUAUUAUCUUCUCCUGGGGCGUUGUGCUAGCCUGCCACGCCGCCGUAAAAUCCAAAGAAGGCCUUUACACAGCACGUUUCUUCCCUGGUAUGAUGGAAGCUGGUAUAUUCCCAGGAGUCGCAGCACAACUCUGUUCCUGGUACCGCAGCGACGAGGUGGGCAAGCCUAUUAUGUGGAUGUUUAGAUUCCAAAACUGUGCUGGCAUUGUGGGAUCCUUACUCGCUUACGGUAUCUCGUAUCUGGAUCAGAAAGGAGGGAUGAGUGCUUGGCAGUGGGUUUAUCUUCUUGAGGGUAUAGGGACAAUUUUCUUCAGCGGGGUGGUAUAUUUUGUGUUGCCAGAUUACCCCAAGAGUGAGGGGAGUGGGAAGUGGUUGUCGAUUCGAGAGCAGGAGUAUCUCGAACUUCGGAUUUCCGAAAACGCACCUAAGACAGAAGACUCGGCCUUCACGAAGAAGGAAAUUUGGGCUUCGAUAAGAGAUCCUAGGACGUACGGGUUUAUGCUUUCUCAGUUACUCAUAAAUCUUGGUGGUUAUGGAUUACAAUGGCAACUCCCCACCGUUACCACUUCUCUCGGUUUCGCGGGUUUACCGAGAAAUCAGUUACUCAAUAUCCCACCUGCUGCUGCUACCGUCCUAGCUAUCAUUUUUGCUGGCUGGUUCUUGAAGCGAGCGUAUAUUACAAGGCCAGCUAUGAUAAUGGGGAUAUGCACCAGUGCACUGGUAUUCUUCAUCAUACUAGCAAGUACAACAGAGAGAGUACCAGUCUACAUUGCCGUCGUCUUCGGAACAAUGUUUUACUCCGUAUUUUUCAUUCCGUUCUGGGCUUGUACAUGCACCCGUCCUCCUUCCCCCCUUCUUUCCACUUCUAACAAAAAGUAGGGCGCUCCUCAACCCUCACAGGAACAACGGGAACAGCAUUCACCCUUGCCUUCCAAAGCUGCGUUGGGCAAGUCGGCGGUGUCGUCGGACCCCAGUUAUUCCAGGAGAAAUACGCGUACAACGGUUAUAAGGUUCCUUUUGCUAUUUGUGCUGCGGCUAUUGGAUUAAGUGGAGUGACCAGUGCAUGGACAUGGUUCUUGACGAGGAAUGUUGAGUGGGAUGUUUUGAGGGUUAGGAGACUAAGGAUCAAGGCUGAGAGAGAAGGAUGUGUAUUUACUGGCGAUGAUGUCAGAGUUUUUGAGGAGAGGGUUUUUUAUGAUGGACUUGGGAAGAAAGAGGCUUUGUGAUUUUGACGUCGUAUUGAGGGGGUUGGGCUGACAUGAGGAACUUUAUGGAAGUUAUUGUGUCAUUGAUAUACUUGAGCAAGAUAAGAUUGCAAGAAAUUUGUAUAUUCUUUCGCCUAGGUCAAUAAGAAGACAUACGCCAGAAUUCUC